Messenger RNA from Microdochium trichocladiopsis, 1241 nucleotides. Its product is annotated as rab protein. The record is from RefSeq and is a predicted model, not a curated record. The coding region runs from base 302 to 934 and encodes 210 amino acids. Lineage: Eukaryota; Fungi; Ascomycota; Sordariomycetes; Xylariales; Microdochiaceae. Gene Ontology annotation, molecular function: GTP binding; GTPase activity. The transcript is spliced from 4 exons.
AUCACUGAUUGCACAUGACCUCAUCCACCACCGCCCAAGAUCCGUCAGUUCCUAAGCUGAUCCAAUACUUGACUUAUCUUUCUCAUUUGCUCACACUCAUGAUACUGCAGUCUUGAUCCCAGCGGAAGUUGCACAUGAGUCGUCGGAAUCCACAAAUAGCACCAGAGUUGCGGUGCCCCAUUCAGCCCGGAAUCUGCUCUCGUUCCAGUUUGACGACAACGACGUCUUCACAGGCGUAGAGGACGGUGUCACGAGCCACCAUUCAUUGCGCAGGCCGUUUGCUAUACUCUCGUGCAGAAACAUGGCGUCAGAGGACUCCCUGCCGGUCCUCAAGAUUCUCGUCAUAGGGCCCUCCGGAGCUGGAAAAUCUAGCCUGCUAUUACGGUACUGCGAUGACCAGUUCGACCCAGAAUCAUCCACUGCGACGAUAGGUAUCGACUUCAAGACCAAGAAGCUUGCCGUCCACGGCAAAGGAUACCGUCUCAAUAUAUUUGACACAGCCGGCCAGGAGCGUUACCGGACAUUGUCAACGAGCUACUACCGCGGAGCCCACGGGGUGAUAGUGGUCUACGACAUUUCAAACCGCAAAAGUUUCCUCAGUCUAGAUCGGUGGAUCGAGGAGGCACGAUCAAAUGCGUCGGAGAACGCGGUGAUUUACCUUGUUGGCACUAAGUUGGACAAGGUGGCUCCCGGCGGUACUCGUGCCGUGUCUUUGGAAGAGGCCAAGGCCUUCGCGGCAUCCCAGGAAGCCGGGUAUUGCGAGGUCAGCGCCAAGACCAGGACCAACAUCAAGCAGCCGUUCGUUGACGUGGUAGGCGAGAUUGUCCAGCGGCCACAGUUACUCUCAGGCGAGCUUGCCAAGAGGACUGCGUCAAGCCCACUGGAUCUCAAUGCUGGCGGUUCGCAAGCUAGUAGCUCGUACUGUUCUUGCUGAGAGUUGGGUUUCACGACGGCUGAACCUUUCUGGCCCAUUCGGGUCCUGGCGUGUAUAUUGAGUUGUUGUUAUACUAGAUACCCUCAGUGUGGCGGCGUGUGCGCUGUUCUUUUCUAUAUAGAUUUCUUGCUAUUAUACAGUCUAUCUCUAUGUGGUAUCCUGCAACAUGAUUCUAUUCUUGAGGCUUGAGGAACUCGAUGACAGCUGCGAAGUUUGGAGUGCGUCAGUGACAAAGCGGUGGGUAUACUCGACUACCGGUCACUAACCUUUGAGAAAUUCCUGGGGCUUUUCGGACGUAACCCAGUGG